CUGGCUAAUAUAGAUAUAGUGCUAUAUACUUCUUUGCAAGCUAUAAUUAACUACAUUGCUAAAUACUGCUCUAAGGCUGAGAUGAAGAUUCAGCUGUAUAAGAAGAUAAUGUUCGAGUUAAUCUCUAAGAUCAAUUAUGCAAAGCUUAUAGUAUCUCUGGUUGCUAAGAUAAUAAAUAAGCUUCUCUCUGAACAAGACUAG
This is a messenger RNA of Cryphonectria parasitica EP155, 201 nucleotides long. RefSeq lists its product as uncharacterized. The transcript has a single exon. The annotation marks the transcript as partial. NCBI's taxonomy places the organism in Eukaryota, Fungi, Ascomycota, Sordariomycetes, Diaporthales, Cryphonectriaceae. The record is from RefSeq and is a predicted model, not a curated record.